AUGCCGUCUUGGUCCACCGUCACAACCUCUAAUGCAGCGUACGCCCCCUCUUACUUGCCCGUGUUCGUCGUGUUUGGCGGAACUAGUGGCAUAGGAGAGGCCAUGGUCAAGGCCGUAGCACGAUAUACCAAAGGGCGGGCACACAUUGUUGUCAUCGGGCGAAACGAGGCCGCCGCCAACGCUAUAAUUGCAGCUCUUCCGAAGCCUUCUGAACAGGCAGUGGCAGAAGGCGCGCGCUACGAAUUCCUGGCCUGUGAUGUCAACCUCAUGAAGAACAUUGACAAGCUUGCCGAACAACUCAAGUCUAAACUAUCGAAAAUCAACUUUCUUACCCUGUCGGCAGGGGUAUUCUCGCUGGAUGGAUGGGACGGGACUGAAGAGGGUAUCGAUUCUAAACUUGCGAGUCGGUUUUACUCUCGGUUCAAAGCCAUCCAUAGUCUUCUACCACUUCUGAGGAAGGCGAAGGAGGCUGGGGAGGAUGUCAGUGCCAUGUCGAUUCUGGGAGCUGGGCAGGGUGCUCCUAUUGAUUUCGACAACUUGGGACUCAGGAAAAACUACACUGGGCUUGCUGGAAUGAUGCAGGGGAUUUCUUAUAACGACUUGAUGGUGGAGGCUUUUGCGAAGCAAGAGCCAGAUAUCGGUUUUACCCACAUUUAUCCCGGGUUUGUCAAUACAGGGGCCUUCAAGUUUAGCAGCUGGUAUGGCAAGUUGGCCCUUUUCCUCCUCCGGCCUGUUAUUUGGCUCGUUGCAAUGAAGCCGGACACUUGUGCAGAGUAUAUGAUGUAUGCUCUGCUCAAUAACAAGAAAGGGAUGCAUAGGCAAAACCAGUCCGCGGAUGAUAUAGGAACGUACAAAUUCCCAGAGGCUACUGAGGAGCAGAAGGAGAAGUUUUGGAAACAUUCAGUGGAGACUACGACUGUUUCAUGA
This is a messenger RNA of Coprinopsis cinerea okayama7#130, 927 nucleotides long. RefSeq lists its product as hypothetical. The transcript has 2 exons. The coding region runs from base 1 to 927 and encodes 308 amino acids. The record is from RefSeq and is a predicted model, not a curated record. NCBI's taxonomy places the organism in Eukaryota, Fungi, Basidiomycota, Agaricomycetes, Agaricales, Psathyrellaceae.